GCCUGUUUGGGCUCAGCACAGAAAGUGUGUGAGCUGGCUCUGACUGUAUUUGUAGUCACUGAGGAUGGAUUGUGAGGCGAGGAAUGGGAACACAGGCAGAGAAGUGCAGGCAGAUCUCAUGCUGAAUUCUGUAGAUAUGGCAGAUGAGCCAGUGAGAUCUGCUCAGGCCAGUAAGAAGAAGAAGAAAUCCGGCAAGUGGAGAGUACUUUCCCUGGUAAUCUGUGUGUGCAUACUAACAGCAAUCCUUGGAUGUAUAUUUGGACUUAAACCAAGCUGCUCUAGAGAAGUAAAUAGCUGCAAAAAUCGAUGCUUUGAGAGGAAAUUUGGGAGCUGCCGCUGUGAUACUUCCUGUGUUGAACUUGGAAACUGCUGUUUAGAUUAUGAAGAUGUAUGCAUACAGCCAGCUCACAUCUGGACAUGUGACAAGUUACGAUGUGGUGAGAAGAGACUCGCUCAUAGCCUGUGCUCCUGCUCCGAUGACUGCAAAGACAUUAAUGACUGCUGUGUCAAUUAUGAUUCUGUCUGCAGAGGAAACAAAAGCUGGGUAGAGGAAAGAUGUGAAGAUAUCCAAACACCAAUUUGCCCAGCUGGGUUCUCUCAGCCUCCAGUUAUCUUAUUCUCGUUGGAUGGGUUUAGAGCAGAGUAUUUAUAUAUGUGGGAAGGACUUCUUCCUGUGAUCAGCAAACUGAAACAAUAUGGGACAUACACUCGUGCUUUAAGGCCUGUGUAUCCAUCAAAAACAUUCCCCAACCAUUACAGUAUUGUCACAGGCCUCUACCCAGAGUCGCAUGGCCUUGUGGACAACAAAAUGUACGACCCUCACAGGAAUACGUUUUUCACCCUGAGAAAUGCUGAGAAAUUUCACCCUACAUGGUACCAAGGAGAACCUGUAUGGAUAACAGCAAUGAAUCAAGGAUUAAAGGCUGCAACUUUCUUCUGGCCAGGAUCAGAUGUUAAGAUUAAUGGAACCUAUCCAACUUACUAUAAAGAAUACAAUGGCUCAGUCCCUUUUGAAGAUAGAGUCAUGGCUGUCCUUAAUUGGCUACGUUUGCCUGCAGAUGUUAGACCACACUUUUACACUCUGUAUUUAGAAGAACCAGAUUCGUCAGGACACAGAUAUGGUCCAGUGAGCAGUGCAGUGGUAAAAGCCCUAAUGGCUGUAGAUCGUAUCAUUGGAAUGCUGAUGGAUGGACUUAAACAAAUGAAUCUAGACAAGUGUGUCAAUCUUCUGCUUCUGUCAGACCACGGCAUGGAGGAAUCGCGCUGUGAAAAUAUUGCUUAUCUGAAUACGUACAUAAACUCUUCAGAAGAUUAUGUUGUGAUAAUGGGACCAGCAGCACGCCUGAGACCAACUCGCGUGCCAGAUGAGUAUUUCUCUUUUGACUAUGCAGAUAUUGCCAAGAACCUUACAUGCAGAAAAGCUGAUCAGCAUUUCAAGCCAUUUCUGAAGCAUCAUUUGCCCAAACGUUUCCACUUUGCCAAGAAUGAUAGAAUUGAAUCUCUUCACUUUUACAGUGAUCCUAAAUGGCAAGUUGCACAGUCACAAGGUGAUUCAAAAUAUUGCAAUGGUGGUUUUCAUGGCUCGGAUAAUCUUUUCAAAAUGAUGCAGGCUCUCUUCAUUGGUUAUGGUCCCAUGUUCAAGUUUCAGACAGAAGUGGAGCCAUUUGACAACAUAGAAAUCUAUAAUUUGAUAUGUGACUUACUUGGAAUUGAACCUGCAGCCAAUAAUGGAACCCAUGGCAGCCUUAAUCAUUUGCUAAAGCAACCAGUUUAUGAGCCAACAUUUUCAAAAGAGCUGUCUGAACCUUUCCAGUGCUCUGUUAUCCAGGGUAUGGAUGUGAACAGCUUUGGCUGUUCAUGUGAUACAUUGGCUCUAAAAGAAGCUGGAUUUAAGAAACAGCUAACACUUACACCUCAGAAAGAAUCUAACACUAUAAAGCGCAAUCUGCCAUUUGGAAGACCAACAGUUUUGCAGAACACCAGCUAUUGCAUCUUAUACCAUGACAAGUAUGUGAGUGGGUACAGCUACAAUAUUAAGAUGCCUCUGUGGAGCUCAUAUACAAUUGGAAAACAUGAAUUUGUGUCUGCUUCCAUGGAAAAGGAUUCUUCCUGUUUAUUUGUGGAUGUUCGAAUUCCACCCAACCAAAGUCAAAAUUGUCAGUUUUACCAUGACCAUCCACCUCUGAAAGAGGGAUUUCUCUUUCCUCCAAGCCUCAAAAGAACUUCUGAAAAUGAGACUUAUACAGGACGUACCACCAGUAAUAUUGUUCCAAUGUAUCCUGCCUUCCAAGUGAUUUGGAAAUAUUUCCAUAACAUACUGUUAUUAAGGUAUGCUGAGGAGAAAAAUGGCGUCCAUUUGAUCAGUGGUCCCAUAUUCGACAAUGAUUUUGAUGGUCGAUUUGACACCCAGGAGCAAAUUAAACAAAUGUCUGAUUAUUCCAAUGUUUACAUUCCAACUCACUAUUUUGUUGUCCUGACGAGCUGCAAGAACCAAUCAGAAUCUCCUGUACAGUGUACUGGACCUCUUGAGGCUUUGUCCUUUAUUAUACCACACAGGGCAGAUAACAGUGAAAGCUGUGCUGAAUAUAAAGAUAAAGAAACAUUAUGGAUUGAAGAACUCCUACGAUUUCAUGUAGCCCGGAUGAGGGACAUUGAGCUGCUUACUGCACUUAGUUUCUAUCAAAAUUCUAAAUAUUCUGUUUCUGAAUUGUUGCAGCUCAAAACUUUUCUUCCUGAUUAUUUAUGAAUGUGUCAGAGAUUUUGUAUUUUGUAGUAUAGGACAGUAACUGCCUAUAUUUCCAACAUUUCAUAGUGCGUCUUUAUGAAGACAUUGCUAUAGGUCAUGUUAUCAAACGCGGGCCUCGGGGCACCUCAACAGGUUUUAAGUUUAUCCAUGCUUGGCCACAGGUGAUUUAAUUACAACCUCAGUCAAUUUGAUUUAACCAUCUGUGCUGAGCUAUGGAUAUACCUAAAACCUGGACCGUUGGGGUGCCUUGAGGACUGCGUUUGAGAACCUCUGCUGUAGGUUAUUGAUUUAUCACCUAUUUUGUUGCACUGUGUUACAUUAAAAGUACUUAAGCGAAAUUUAAUUUCCCUUUUAAGUCUUCACAAUUUGUAUGCAUCACAUGAGCAUACACAGAAAUCCUAGAAGCCACACGGUGCAAUCAUGUGAGCUGAUCCAUGAACAACUCGGCAUGUGUACUAAUUUCAUAAUGAGACUCCUAAACAAAGGAGUUAAUUGUGUUUACAUUUUUAAAUGUCUACUUAAAAAAUUUUUUUUAUAUUAAAUAGAAAUGUUCUUAUAUUGAUGAUAUGACUUUCCAAUAAAUUACAUACUCCCUA
Pseudophryne corroboree (corroboree frog) is the source of this 3342-nucleotide messenger RNA. RefSeq names its product ectonucleotide pyrophosphatase/phosphodiesterase 1 (gene ENPP1). Gene Ontology annotation, cellular component: cell surface. The coding region runs from base 65 to 2746 and encodes 893 amino acids. The transcript has 25 exons. Gene Ontology annotation, biological process: nucleoside triphosphate catabolic process; ATP metabolic process; regulation of bone mineralization. Lineage: Eukaryota; Metazoa; Chordata; Amphibia; Anura; Myobatrachidae. Gene Ontology annotation, molecular function: phosphodiesterase I activity; nucleic acid binding; metal ion binding. The record is from RefSeq and is a predicted model, not a curated record.